AUGGACCAAUCCAUUGAACACACCACAAACCCAAUUGAGGAGGUUCCAAACGAAGCCCCAAAGAAGGCUUCAAUUCCUGUCAACGGUAUGCAGGUGAAAACUGAGUCAGAGGACCAGGCAACCAGUCCCGCCAAAUUUCCAAAACUGGAAGUCAGCAUCACAAGUGUCAAGCCAAAUCAGGAACUCCACGCAGUUCUCCCCAGUUCGAAGAAAGUGCGCAACAAUGAGGACCCUGAAGCAAAUGAUUUGCCCAACAAGCCCAAACAAGAAUCACUGGAUCAAAUAGACUCGAAAGGAGGUUUCAAUGACGAGCAAGCUUCCGAAGAAGAUUAUAAAUCUUCCUCGGAUGAUAAAUCUGACUCUGAAGAAGCAGUGCCGUCUUCUGAUGAUGGUUCCGAGUUUGAUCCCAAUGAAUCGUCGACCAAGCCAACAAAAAAAGGGCCCUCGAAAGAGCGACGAAGGAAGGCGAGUAUUUCGUUGACCUUGAAUGAGAGACUCAAGAGCUUAAUGAGUAGCGACAUACUGAGCUCUGCAAAUGCCAAUGUGAAUGCAAACAAUAUGCACCAAAUCCCUGUUUCCCAGAAGAAGGAUAAGUCAAAAGCGCUCGCGGAGGAGGUUUUGAAGCUCUCAAUUGAGGACCAACCGCAGGCCAGAAAGGAUGUCAAUGAACUAAUUGAGUGCUCUAAGACGUUCGACCCUUCGGCGAAAAUUGUGGAUAUGAAUUGGCAGGUCGGCGGACUUACCACCUUGCUGAAACACCAUCAGCUCAAGGCUGCUGCGUGGAUGCACGACCGCGAAAGCUCAAAGGAAGAGCCAAAUGGAGGCUUGCUCUGCGACGAGAUGGGCCUCGGGAAAACACUUACAGUUCUCAGUAAGAACGAAGAAUAUAGGGCUAUGGUAUCGGAGAGCUUACCUCUUUCACAAGCAACCAUCGCGCACGAAAAGAUCCCACGUCGGUCAAACGCUCCUACCCUGCUCGUUGUGCCGAGAAGCUUGGUUGCACAAUGGAUCAAUCAAAUUCAUGCCCAUUGCGUGCCAAAGAUAAGCAGCAACAUUUUCGAGUAUUGCGCCGGUUCACAAGCAAGCCAGGGCAUUGUUGUGGACACGAUGCAAGCAAAGCGUAUCGUGAUUACCACAUAUGAGCAAGUCUGCAGUUCACAUCCGAAGUUGAAGCCGCCAGUGACGAUCAAGUCUCCUGAAGAGCUUGAGGCCUGGAGGGAGGAAGAAUACAAACUCAGAGCUGGACCUUUCCAUAAGAUUGGGUGGCACCGGAUCGUCCUUGAUGAAGCUCAUGCAAUCAAGAACAAAGAUUCCGCAACCUCUAUCGCUAUCCGAGCCUUGAAAGGCAAAUUCAAAUGGGCCAUAAGCGGAACACCUUUGCACAACGGCGCGGAAGAAUUGUACCCAUACCUCCAUUUCAUCUUUACAUCGGGAAGAAUGGAGUAUGAGACUUUCUUGAAGAAGUAUUCCAAUGGGUUGGACAACAUCCUGGAAAUCGUGCUACACCGCAGCACAUACAGUACGCGGAUGCUUGGCAAGCCCAUCGUCACGCUUCCAGGAAUCAACAGCCGAGUCGUGGAGGUCGAGCUUUGCGCAGCUGAAAGGCUCCUUUAUAGGGAAAUCCAGGAUCUCGGUAUUGCGAUGAUCGAGGGCACGGCUAAUACAAAACAAAGACAAAGCAGAUGCAUCUUCGCCGUUAUAACAAUGCUGAGAAUGUUUGUGAGCCACCCGCUCCUCGUUCAAAAAUCUCUCGAAGCCAUUCUCAACAAAAGUGUGAUCAAAGGGCUCAAAGACAUAGCACAAGAAGAAGGUGUGGCCGAAAACGCAUCUGGAAUCAUUAUCGACUUGAUUCUCGCUCUGGGGGACAAGGUUGCUUCCCGACCAAGGCUUCCAGGAAACUUUUCCGAACUUCGCAAAAUAUAUUACGACCACAUGGUGCAAGUCCGUCAAGACAAGGGAGUACAUGAAGAGCUUACAUACAAACUAUGCCCUCGUUGCAAUGUGAUCGUGAAGGAAGACCGGAGCUUUGUUAUUACGUCUUGCUAUCACCUUUACUGUAAAGGCUGCUUCGACGGGCUUCCUGACCAAAACGGAAAACUCGAUACCAUCACCCGAGUCUGCAGCUCUUGCAAGAACCCCAUCGAGGAAGCCGGGUAUUCCGAUGAUUCACCAAAGAACUCGCCAAAGAAGGGCUCGCCAAAGAAAAGAAAGCGGUCAAAGCCGAAGCCAAAGGGCAAGAAGAUUUUUGACAAACGACCUCCAAAGGUUUUCAAACAAAGGUUCCUACACAAAGAUCCAUCAGAUGAUGAGUGGGAUGAGCCCAGUGAGGAUGAGGAGGAUUGGAUUUCGCGGGUUGGCGAUAGCAUGCCAUCUGCGAAAACCACAGCGGUUCGGGAACUCGUCACAAACUGGGUGAAAGAGGAUGAGGACGUUAAGGUCGUGAUCUUCGUUCAGUUCCUGAAGACCGUCCGACUUCUUCAGUUCAUGUGUGAGGAAGAGGGCUGGAAAUACGCAGUUAUUACAGGAAGGGUGUCUCCCAUCUCGCGUGAUAAACAAAUCGAGCAAUUCGGCAAGCAGAAGGACAUCAAGAUCAUGAUUUCUUCCCUGAGGACUGGUGGCGUGGGUCUCAAUUUGACUAUGGCCAACAAGUGCAUCCUUGUGGAUCCUUGGUGGAAUGAAGCAAUCCAAGACCAGGCGUACUGUCGACUGUACCGCAUCGGACAGCCGCGCGUUGUGGAAUCCGUCCAAGUCGUGGCCAAGGGAUCCAUUGACGACUAUAUGGUCGAGUUGCAAAAAAGGAAGACCCGGAAUAUCCGUCAAGUAUUCAGUGCAGACGCGCUCAAGGAGAUCCUCGGUCUCUCUGGGGAAAUCCGUGAAAAGCCAAACGGUGGAUUCUCCAUUUUCAAUAACAAGGGAAACAAGCAUGCCCACAGCUGGGUUCGGGUUGCCGAAUCAGGGAUCCUCGAGACAAAUUCUUCGGAAGAAGAUUAG
Molecule: messenger RNA, 2991 nt
Organism: Penicillium hordei
Lineage: Eukaryota; Fungi; Ascomycota; Eurotiomycetes; Eurotiales; Aspergillaceae
Product: DEAD/DEAH box helicase
Exons: 11
Coding region: 1-2991 (996 amino acids)
Molecular function (GO): ATP-dependent chromatin remodeler activity; ATP binding
Source: RefSeq, a predicted model, not a curated record